AUGUCCACUGUGCUGGAAAACAUCAUUUCCAUCAUUGAUAUUUUCCACCAAUAUGCAGAAAAAGAUAAGGAGACUGACACAUUGAGUAAAAAGGAGCUGAAGGAACUUCUGGAAACACAGUUUCGGCCAGUCCUAAAGAAUCCAGAUGAUGCGGAUGUUGCUGAUGUCUUCGUGCAUAUAUUAGAUAUAAACCACAAUGAGAAAAUAGACUUCACAGAGUUUCUUGUGAUGAUAUUCAAGUUGGCUCAAGCAUAUUACAAGUGGGCCAAGACACAGAACUUCCAAACAUCACCAUCAAAGAACAAAAAGUAUACACAACAUACAAGACACAGACAAGAGAGACGACAUGAGCAGUCGGGAGACAGGUCCCAGCACUCCGGCGCUAGGCAUGCACAACAUCCAUCAACGUCCGGUGACCGAGGCCAGCGGGGAUCCACUGUCAGUCAGGUCAGUGAUAGCGAAGGACAAUCAGAAGAUGCAGACAGCCACUCAGAGGCAGCCCACGAAUGGAGUGGGCAACAUCAGAAGAACCAUGGAGACUCCAUCCACAGCCAGUCAGAGGAAAGGUCCAGACACUUGGGGUCUCUCCUGUACCAGAUAAGCUCUCAUGAACAGCCUGAGUCCUCCCAUGGACAGCACCGGUCCGACAGUAGAGGAACACAGGGAUCGCGCCAAGAGCAGGGUCGAGAUAGCUCUAGACACUCAGUGGCUCAUGAGGGUGAGGCAAGCAGUCACGGGCAAUCCACAUCAAGCGGAGGAAGAAGGGAAAGAGCCCACCAGGAGCAAUCAGGAGACAGGUCUGAACACACAGGGUCCCGUCACCACGUGUCUGAUUCUGCCAACGGUCAGUCAGUAUCCAGAAGUGCUAGCAGGCAAAGAUCUGGCCAGCAACACUCCAGAGACUCGGCUAGGCGAUCAGGGUCACGUCACGAGGAGAGAUCCCCUCAGGAAGGCAGAUCGAGACACUCAGUGUCAGGGCAAGGAGUAGUUUCUGAGACCAGGACAAGCAGACACCAAGGAUCCAACGUCAGUCAUGACGAUGAGAGUGAAAGACACUCGGAAGACUCAGAGAGACAAGCUGGCUCUGGAUCCAGAAACCACCAUGGAUCCGCCCAAGGCCAGUCAAGAGACAGCUCCAGGCACUCAGGCUCACAUCAAGGGCACAGGGCUUCCCAUUGGGAGUCUAACUCUGCUCUUGCACACUCAGGAUCCAGUACAAGAAACAGACAAGAGAGACGACAUGAGCAGUCGGGAGACAGGUCCCAGCACUCCGGUGCUAGGCAUGCACAACAUCCACCUACGGCUACUCACCAAGCACAGUGGGGAUCCAGUGUCAGUCAGGCCAGUGAUAGAGAAGGACAAUCAGAGGAUGCAGACAGCCACUCAGAGGCAGCCCAGCAAUGGAGUGGGCAACGUCAGAGGAACCAUGGAGACUCCGUACACAGCCAGUCAGAGGAAAGGUCCAGACACUUGGGGUCUCUCCUGUACCAGAUACACUCUCAUGAACAGCCUGAGUCCUCCCAUGGACAUCACCGGUCCUACAGUAGAGGAAGACAGGGAUCGCGCCAAGAGCAGGGUCGAGAUAGCUCUAGACACUCAGUGGCUCAUGAGGGUGAGGCAAGCAGUCUCAGGCAAUCCACAUCAAGCAGAGGAAGAAGGGAAAGAGCCCACCACGAGCAAUCAGGAGACAGGUCUGAACGCACAGGAUCCCGUCACCAGGUGUCCGAUUCUGCCCAUGGUCAGUCAGUAACCAGAAGUGCUAGCAGGCAAAGAUCUGGCCAGCAACACUCUGGAGACUCGGCUAGCCGAUCAGGGUCACAUCACGAGGAGAGAUUCCCUCAGGAAGGCAGAUCGAGAUACUCAGUGUCAGAGCAGGGAGUAGUUUCUGAGUCUGGGAGAAGCAGACACCAAGGAUCCAACGUCAGUCAGGACGGUGAGAGCGAAGGACACUCGGAAGACUCAGAGAGACAAGCUGGCUCUGGAUCCAGAAACCACCAUGGAUCCGCCCAAGGCCACUCAAGAGACAGCUCCAGGCACUCAGGCUCACAUCAAGGGCACGGGGCUUCCCAUGGGGAGUCUGACUCUGCUCUUGCACACUCAGGAUCCCGUACAAGAAACAGACAAGACAGACAACAUGAGCAGUUGGUAGACAGGUCCCAGAACACCGGCGCUAGGCAUGCACAACAUCCAUCUACGUCCAAUGACCGAGGGCAGCGGGGAUCGAGUGUCAGACAGGCCAGUGAUAGGGAAGGACAAUCAGAGGAUGAAGACAGCCACUCAGAGGCAGCCCAGGAAUGGACUGGGCAACGUCAGAGGGACCAUGGAGACUCUGUCCACAGCCAGUCAGAGGAAAGUUCCAGACACUCGGGGUCUCUACUGAUACGCUCUCAUGAACAGCCUGAGUCCUCCAAUGGACAGCAGCGGUCCGACAGUAGAGGAAGACAGGGAUCGCGCCAAGAGCAGGGUCGAGAUAGCUCUAGACACUCAGUGCCUCAUGAGGGUGAGACAAGCAGUCAUGGGCAGUCCACAUCAAGAGGAGCUAGAAGGGAAAGAGCUCGCCACGAGCAAUCAGGAGACAGGUCUGAACGCACAGGGUCCCGUCACCACGUGUCUGAUUCUGCCCAUGGUCAGUCAGCAUCCAGAAGUGCUAGCAGGCAAAGAUCUGGCCAGCAACACCCCAGAGACUCGGCUAACCGAUCAGGGUCACAUCACGAGGAGAGAUACCCUCAGGAAGGCAGAACAAGACACUCAGUGUCAGGGCAGGGAGUAGUUUCUGAGUCCGAGACAAGCAGACACCAAGGAUCCAACGAUCCAGUACAAGACACAGACAAGAGAGACGACAUGAGCAGUCGGGAGACAGGUCCCAGGACUCUGGCGCUACGCGUGCACAACAUCCAUCUACAUCCAGUGACCGAGGGCAGUGGGGAUCCAGUGUCAGUCAGGCCAGUGAUAGCGAAGGACAAUCAGAAGAUGCAGACAGCCACUCAGAGGCGGCCCAGAAAUGGAGUGGGCAACGUCAGAGGAACCAUGGAGACUCUGUCCACAGGCAGUCAGAGGAAAGAUCCAGACACUUGGGGUCUCUCCUGUACCAGAUACGCUCUCAUGAACAGCCUGAGGCCUCCCAUGGACAGCACUGGUCCGACAGUAGAGGAAGACAGGGAUCGCUCAAAGAGCAGGGUCGAGACAGCUCUAGACACUCAGUGGCUCAUGAGGGUGAGGCAAGCAGUCACGGGCAGUCCACAUCAAGCGGAGAAAGAAGGGAAAGAGCCCACCAGGAUCAAUCAGGAGACAGGUCUGAACGCACAGGGUCCCGUCACCACGUGUCUGAUUCUGCCCAUGGUCAGUCAGCAUCCAGAAGUGCUAGCAGGCAAAGAUCUGGCCAGCAACAUUCCAGAGACUCAGCUAGGCGAUCAGGGUCACGUCACGAGGAGAGAUCCCCUCAGGAAGGCAGAUCGAGACACUCAGUGUCAGGGCAGGGAGUAG
Molecule: messenger RNA, 3483 nt
Organism: Nycticebus coucang (slow loris)
Lineage: Eukaryota; Metazoa; Chordata; Mammalia; Primates; Lorisidae
Product: filaggrin-like
Exons: 4
Coding region: 1-3483 (1160 amino acids)
Biological process (GO): establishment of skin barrier
Cellular component (GO): cornified envelope; keratohyalin granule
Molecular function (GO): structural molecule activity; transition metal ion binding; calcium ion binding
Source: RefSeq, a predicted model, not a curated record